CUUCUCCCAGGGCGCGAGUAUGGCGCUGCACCUGGCUCUCCGCUACCACACCGACGUGGGCGCUGUGGUGUCGCUCAGCACCUUCAUGUACCACAACAGUGAGGUUUACAGGCACCUGCAAGAUGUAGGAAUCCCGGACAAGCUACCGCCAUUCUUGUUCUGCCACGGAGACGUGGACAAUUUCGUGGACCUGGAGUGGGGCAAGACCAUGCACCGGCGGUUUGGUCAGUACGGGGUUACAGGACAUUUCGAGACGAUACCAGGCCUGAAACAUACCGUCAACAAACCCGAGCUAGACUUUGUCAAAUCUUGGGUCAUGGAAAACAUGCCAUGAGAAUGAGGUGUACACUAGUUGGUUUUAGCCACACGUCGCCCCAUCUUCACAAACUUAAGUUUUACACUGGCAUCUGCAGUGACUGAAAUGUACUUUAUGUACCUACUUUUGAUUAACAUUUUUUUACAAAGAGUAUCAUUUUAUUAUUCUUGCAGCACCUGACAUCAUUUAAACUCUCCUCCAAUCGGAUCCCAUUUAAAAAAUGGACCGUUAAAAAAAUAGCAUUAUCUUUUGUCUCCAUGAGAAGCAUUUCUUUCCGUUUGAUUGAUUUUGUUUUUACUUAUCAUAAAAUGCGUAAACAGACAUCAUUCUCAAAUUAUAUUAUUAUAACAUAAGCUUAUAUUAUGGGUUUAAAAGAUGGCUCUGAUAAUAAUAAAACAUGAUGAUAAAUUAUUAAAUAGCUUUUAUGUGGCGCAAAUUGCCGUACAAUAGCAAACUCUAUUAUCUAUGAGCUUUAUAAUCUAUAUUUUUUUACCCCAGUAGACUCAGGAGCUAAAACACUAACAUGUUAACAAGCUCUUUCGCUGUCUUUGCCCGGGUGAAGUGAGGAAAAUUAGUCUAAAGUGCUUUCUCAAAGGACACAACGUCGGGUCUGAGUCUGAGGCUCGAACCCCCGAACCCGCAACCUCACGAUUACGACUCCGGUAGCCUAACUACUCCUAAACUAGAGAUAUAAUUACCGGACAAUGACGCCUUCUAUUGCCUUCUAGUAAAGAGUCCGAGUCAAAUCCUCCAAUCUAAAAAAAAAAGAAAGAAAAACAAAAGAUGUUUUACUACACCAACGUGUUCGUGGUAUGUUUGCAACAAAGGUAGACUAUGGAUAGUUAUUGUUUGUUUUUUUGUUAAUGCAUACAUGCCACUCCAUCAUUUAUUAUUUACACUACAAACGAGCGUGCUUGUCCGCUCAAAAAACCAAGAUGUAAGUAUACACUGUACACGUAAUUGUGUAAAAGAAAAACUGCCAAUGGACGGGUGCAAUACAUAUGUACAUGUAUGAAUUCGUUGUGAUUUAAUUUAAACAAUUUCAGCUACCGAAAGACAACGUGCAAUAAAAACUGGCAUGACAUUAUAAUGACGAAAUAGUGUGCAAUAAGUGUGGACACGGGUCUUUUCUUUAUUAUAUAGCCUACACUGGAACUUAUAGUGCAUGACUAUGCCAUGUGGUAGCAAGAUAUUUUUCUUCGCCCGACAGGCCUACCGAUUUGCAAUAUAUACAUAUUAUUGUUAUUAUAUAAUGAAUGUUACUGGGUGCCUAUUGCGGAUGGGAUCGGGUUGGGAUCAGCGCCCGACUCGUCGCCUGAAAACACGUUUGUUUUUUAGGCGACAUGUCAACUUGUGCCACGAUAGCCGCUUUGCGCCCUCAAUCUGGCUCGCAAAACCGAUCCGACCCAACCCGAUUCCCCAAUGGGCACCCCGUAUAAACGAUGCACUUUUAUUAUAUAAAUUACAACGGGCUCGUGUCACAGGAAGGUUGAGUCAGCAUUUAUUUUAAGUAUGCUCAACAAUUUUGUAACGUGCAAUUAGGAGUGGACCAACGCUGUGCAUCCCGGAUAUUUUAAAUAUUAAAUUAUGCCAAAUGAAAUGUGAUACCGUGCGCCUGUUUGUUGUUGAACAGCUGUGGUUGAUGAUGCAUAAUAAAGUAAGUUUACUCUCUUUGA
Messenger RNA from Aplysia californica (California sea hare), 1992 nucleotides. RefSeq names its product lysophospholipase-like protein 1. The record is from RefSeq and is a predicted model, not a curated record. The transcript is spliced from 2 exons. Gene Ontology annotation, cellular component: cytoplasm. Bases 20 to 334 code for a protein of 104 amino acids. Gene Ontology annotation, biological process: protein depalmitoylation. Gene Ontology annotation, molecular function: palmitoyl-(protein) hydrolase activity; carboxylic ester hydrolase activity. NCBI's taxonomy places the organism in Eukaryota, Metazoa, Mollusca, Gastropoda, Aplysiida, Aplysiidae.